Molecule: messenger RNA, 1734 nt
Organism: Somion occarium
Lineage: Eukaryota; Fungi; Basidiomycota; Agaricomycetes; Polyporales; Cerrenaceae
Source: the annotation of a GenBank genome assembly
GUGAUACAAAGAACUCACGAUCAUUGAAACAAUAUCGGAGUGGUCAGCCACGUGGGCGAACAUAAUUUCUGAGGUCGUCCGAAAACGGAAGCACUCUCCAAGAAUGUCUUUACUUCGCCACUCCGUCGCUCGUUUGCAUGUAAACGCGCCUCGAAUACCCGUCACCAAUCCCAACCGACUCGCAUUGAACCUCUUCCUAAGCCAAGUCCGACAUUAUGCCAAGAAGAACAAACGAGAUCUCGACGUUGAAGAUGUAAAAGGCAAGAGCAAACAAAACAUCGCCACCGAUACCCUCGUUCCAGGUUCUCAGCGUAUACUGGCCGAUCCGAACUAUGUACAAUGCGAAGAAAAGAUGAAAGGAGCUUCUGAAAAGUUUCGGAAGGACGUGGCAGCGUUUGAGACCCGUGCAAGCGGUCGUAUCACUCCCGCCGUGCUGGCACCCGUAAGGGUUAUGCUGCCUGACAACAAAGGGCCUGAUGGUAAAGGCGUCCAUCUAGAGGAACUCGCUACUGUCGGCGUUAGGGAUGGGACAACACUGUUAGUGACUGCCUUUGAGGAACGCACUCUGAAAUACAUUGAACAAGGCAUUUAUGACGCGAGGAUAUCUGGUGUUAUUCCACAGUCAUCUGAUAGUCGUACAAUCAAGAUCCCAAUGGCCAAACCGACGGUCGAGACUCGACAGGCUUUCUAUGCAACUGCUUCCAAGCAGGCGGAAGAGUUCCGUGUGCAAAUACGGAAACACCAUCAAGCGUUCUUGAAGAAAGGGGCCUACGGAAAGCGUGCGCCUGAGGUAACUGAUGUACGUAUUCACAUUCCCUUUUCGUUGAAACGGUAUCAUUCCAACGAGACGCGGAUUCCAGUUCCAGAAACUUGCGGACAAAUAUAUCAAGACGAUAGACCAGACACUGGCUGAUUUUAAGAAGGUUACGGGCGCAAAAUGAUCUAGAUGUAGUUAUAAUACAGCAUGUUCUAUAUGUCUAUCCACCCGGAUCCUACUCAUCAACGCUAGCCGAAGCGACUACUGAGCUUGUCGUAUAUCAAGAAAAUGAGCGCACUGCUCGGUACUGCUCUGGCAACAGUGACACCACACCCAGCGUAUAACCCCUUCAGUCCCUGCGCCUUGUACAUCGCCCUAAAUAUCGCUAUAAAUGACGGUGCAGCUUGUCCUGCUGCACGAGGUCUCAACUCCGCCUCGGUCUGCAUUGCACUUUUCACGGUAUCAGCAGGGAAGAGCGCGACAUUGUACGCCACGCCAGCGCAAGCACCUGAAACGGCUGAUUCCCAGCCCCUCAGUUCUGGUUUUUUCUUUGGGGCUGUCUCGUUUUGUGGUGCAUCGCCUGAGAAUUCAGUAUUUUGACGACGCGAAAGAAGCAAACGAGCGACGGCUUCUUUGGAAACGAACCAAGCUGCUCCACCACCUGUCUCUCGAAUGAGGGUACCUGUGUGUCCGAGCCACAGACCUCGGAAACCAGUCUCUCGAACGACAGAGGUAAGGACUGCGAUGGGUCCUGGGAGCUUGCUAAACGAAGGCGAGGGAUGAUGUGAGGCUGUUGCUACGCCUGCUACUGUUGACGGCUCGACGGUCACAGCGGGAGACAUCAGCAUCUGAACUUGCAUUUUACAUUUUACAAGCUCUAUUGGAGUCCUAGAACAUUGCAACCUAGUUGAAGAUGGGACCGCAAGAAGAGAACAUGAUACUCACAAGAAGAAACUCGUGAUAGCGCCUGCCCCGGC